UGACUGGCAGCUGGCCGGCGAUGGAUUACAAAAGGGCCCCGCAGGCAGACACCAGGAUCUGUCCCUAACUUAUUAGUAUGACGGGCGUGAACCGGGGAAUUAAUUAUUGCGCAGUUGUUGGUUGGCGAUGGCGCAAGACUCGGCGUCGUCAGAAGAACGCCAAAGACCGGCCUUGCUGCCGCAGCGUGGAUAUUAAUAUUGACAUCUUCCAUCCUCUGUCUCCGCUGCUACGAACAAAACAACCCCCCGAGACCUGGAAUAUAUCUACAUCGCAUCCCACUGCAGCCGUCAUAUCCUCUUCCCGCAUCUGGUCCCAGCACAGAACACCACAGAGCACCACGCCUUUCCCCGCCAUGAAGGCAUACUGGUACGACAACGAAGAGGGCGACCAACGCCUCGCCCACGACUCAGGCCGCCCCGUCCCCGAAUCCUACCUCGCCAACCUCGGCGUCCUAUACUACCACUGCCCCGAGUUGUCACAAGUAGACAAAAUCGCCCAAGACAGGCACUACAAGAACCGCGACGAAAUCACUGUCUCCCCACAAGCCAUGGGCGACGUCUACGAAGAUAAAGUCAAGAUGUUUUUCCACGAACAUCUACAUGAAGACGAGGAGAUUCGAUACAUUCGUGACGGGGCGGGUUAUUUUGACGUCCGGAGCAAAGAAGACGGUUGGGUACGCAUUAGACUCGAAAAGGACGACUUGAUUAUCCUCCCGGCGGGGAUUUACCAUCGGUUUACGACGGAUGAGAAUAACUAUAUCAAGGCUAUGCGCUUGUUCCAGGACGAACCGAAAUGGACGCCGUUGAACCGGGGCCCCGAGACUGAUGUCAAUGUCCAUCGCCAGCAAUAUCUGCAGCAGACGGGCGCGGCGGCCGGCGCUGCGCCCAUCUCAGUGGCUUGAUAGAUACCAGAAAGAGCUGUGCUGCUUCUUAUAUAAUUCUGGAAUGUGAAUUGAUGUCGUGAUGAAAUGAACAUUGAUGCGGAUAUAUCUACAAAUGACACUCCUCCCUCCAGAAACAUGGUCGGUUCGUGUCUUGAUCCAAUGCCAUCCGGUCCACUUGCAAGUGUCCUGGACCUCGAACUCCUUUGCACUAAGGGCAUCAAGGCUCAAGAUUUACUUCCUGCAGCGAAAGUGUCGGAAAAUGGAUCUCGCCAGCACCGGACCAUACGUCUAUUAUAGUGCAAAUUGCUUCGGUAGCGGCCGUCAGGGCUCCUAGAACUCUGUCCAUUGACUUAGCAUCGGACUGUACACCCCCAGCGCGCGGGGCGCACUCAUGUUCGGUGGAAUCGGAGACGCACGACUUUUCCAAUAGCAUCGUUCCGGGUCCAAGGUACCGGCAUAUCCUGGCCGUCUUGCGUGAGAAUCACUGCAUAUACACUCAGCCUGCCGAGGCACUCUGAUGCCGCGAUAACCUGAGCAGCGUCGAAGAACAAACAAACAAGGCUCCCCCGCCACUGCUGCCAUGAAAUAUAUGCCCAUAGCUCUCGUAAUUUCGAUGGUGGCGCUGUUGCCGCCAAAAGUUCGGAGUCAGGCAUGUGGUACAGGCAGAACUCACGUAGCUGGAGGAUCUCAGAGCAUAUAACGCAAUAUGCG
Exophiala dermatitidis NIH/UT8656 is the source of this 1595-nucleotide messenger RNA. RefSeq lists its product as uncharacterized. Bases 78 to 902 code for a protein of 274 amino acids. The transcript is spliced from 3 exons. The record is from RefSeq and is a predicted model, not a curated record. Gene Ontology annotation, molecular function: acireductone dioxygenase [iron(II)-requiring] activity. Lineage: Eukaryota; Fungi; Ascomycota; Eurotiomycetes; Chaetothyriales; Herpotrichiellaceae.